Messenger RNA from Hyla sarda, 1500 nucleotides. Its product is annotated as diacylglycerol O-acyltransferase 2-like. The transcript is spliced from 9 exons. The coding region runs from base 254 to 1318 and encodes 354 amino acids. Gene Ontology annotation, biological process: triglyceride biosynthetic process. Gene Ontology annotation, molecular function: diacylglycerol O-acyltransferase activity. Lineage: Eukaryota; Metazoa; Chordata; Amphibia; Anura; Hylidae. The record is from RefSeq and is a predicted model, not a curated record. Gene Ontology annotation, cellular component: endoplasmic reticulum membrane.
GCCAACAAUUCAGCAGGUGCUAGGAAGGACUGCUCACACAUGCGGCGUCUCCAUAGACGGCAAUGCAUUUCCAAAAGGAUUUAGCUGAAGGAAUGAACAUGUCCAUUCUUUAUGUCGAAUUUGGAUUUCCACGGUAGAGUUUUCCGCUGAGGAAAGUUUGCCAUGUGCAUUGUGCAGCAGUAUCUCAUGAAAAACAAUGCUAUAGGUCCAUCAUUUACUGGAAUUCUUAUCACUGACCUUUUAUGUGGAUCCCAUGUUCAGAUGUUUGACCAAAGCGACAGCUGCCUAUCAAAUGGAUUCCCACCAGGAGAGAGAACAGAGGCAGAGAUACAACUGUACAUACUCAGAACUCCUGCAGACUCUUAGCGUCUUUCAGUGGAUAUUGACCUUUUUGCUACUUGGCCCAGUGUGUGCUCUUCUGGUCAGCUGGGUUAUAUACAGCAGACUAUGGCCGUUAUUUGCCAUUUAUAUCAUCUGGAUGAUCUCUGAUUGGAAAACACCAGAGAGGGGUGGAAGAAAAUCUCUUUGGAUGAGUAAAUGGACCAUGUGGAAACAUUUUAAAGAUUAUUUCCCAAUUAAGCUCCAUAAAAUGGCAGAACUAGACCCAAAACACAACUAUAUUUUUGCCUACCACCCUCACGGCAUCAUGAGCAUUGGCGCCUUCUGUAACUUUGGAACAGAGAGCACUGGAUUUUCCCAAAUAUUUCCUAACAUAAAGCCACAUCUGACCACAUUAGCAGGAAAUUUUAAGGUGCCUUUUUACCGAGAUUAUCUACUGGCUGCAGGUAUGUGUUCUGUUACCCACUCCUCCAUAGACUACCUACUCUCCAGCCAUGGUUCUGGUAACGCAGUAAUUAUUGUCAUAGGUGGAGCAGCAGAGGCAUUGAACUGCGCUAGGAAUAAACAUAUACUGACCUUGAAGAAGAGAAAGGGGUUUAUCAGGAAGGCCUUGGCUAAUGGGGCAUCCUUGGUCCCUGUGUAUUCAUUUGGAGAGAAUGAAGUACUUGAGCAGUAUCACUUUGAACCCGGUAGCUGGAAAAGGACCCUACAAGAAACAUUCCAGCAAUGGAUUGGUUUUGCACCUUGUAUCUUCUUUGGACAAGGAUUCUUUUCCAGUGCUUCCAAAGGAAUAAUGCCCCUUCGAAAAGCCAUCAACACCGUGGUUGGUAAACCUAUCCCUGUGCCUAAAGUGGAAAAUCCCUCCGAGCAGCAGGUGGACACGUAUCACACAAUGUAUAUAAAAAGUCUACGAGAACUUUUUAAUGCUCACAAGGAACAGUUUGGUCUUCAACAAAGUGACUCUUUGAUGGUGGUAUGAGAACAGAGUGGACCAAUGAGACUAAAUGGACCAAAGGCCAACAAUGCAGUGAUGAUGAACUUGACUGCUAGCAAUAUCAGAAUAUGUUAUGGUUUUCCAUAACACCCGCUAGUUGAGACAUCCAGGGGUACUUAUAGGGGUACUCCGCUGCUCAGCGUUUGGAACAAACUGUUCCGAAAGCU